Messenger RNA from Torulaspora globosa, 2277 nucleotides. RefSeq names its product Spc110p (gene SPC110). The record is from RefSeq and is a predicted model, not a curated record. The transcript has a single exon. Lineage: Eukaryota; Fungi; Ascomycota; Saccharomycetes; Saccharomycetales; Saccharomycetaceae. The coding region runs from base 1 to 2277 and encodes 758 amino acids.
AUGGACGAGACUGUUAACAGGCCAGCUAGAGACCUGAAGAAUUUUGAGUUUACACCCAUAGGUUACGUGAAGGAGAAGCAAAAUGGGAAGCGAACAAACGGGCCGAUUAGUGACGAUGACCAUGGCAUACCGAGGAGGAAGACGCGUAAGAUGAGCCUUGACGAUAGUUUUAACUCUACCAGGAUGUUCAAUGAUGAGUCGCAGCUGGAAGAAACUUUGCCUCAUGUAAGGCAGGAGAAGGAAAACACCAAUGUCGAUAAGAGGAAUUUGAUGCAGGAACUGAGUGAAAACGCUGUCACGUCGAAUCCUUUGCGAGAGCAGCAGGAGAAAUUGCAUAAACUCAAUACGGAGAACUACAGUCUACGAUUAAAGUGUAACUCGCUGCUGAAGUUUCUGAAUAGCGUCACGGAUCAAGGCGAAUUGAAGAAAAGUCUGGGUCUCUUGGAGGAGAUACAGGAAUGGAAGCAGAAAUUCGAGAAGCUUCAAGGGGAAGUUUUGAAGUUAAGGGAUGCGAACGAGCAGCUGCAGUUGAGCGUCAAGGCUCCUCAACUGGCCACACCGCCGGAUACGAAGGAAGAGCUGGAACGACUCAAAGAGAGAUACGCAAAGCUAGAGGAGGAUACAAGGGCAAAGCAUGAGCAGAAUCAGAUCAAAAUUGACAUGUUGAAAUCGGAUCUUAAUAAUCUUAAUGUAACUUUAGCAACGAAAAACAAUGACUUGGAAGAGAAGGAACGGAAAAUCGAGCGAUUGAGGACACAGUUAGAGGAGUUUGAUCAUCGAGGGAGUGCAUCCCUCUUAGAGCUUGAAAGAAGUCUUGAUUUGAAAAAUGACGUUAUCAAGAGGUUGGAAGACGACCUGGCGAAGUUAGAGAAACUGGCGAAGGAUAAAGACAAUGAUAUUUUGGAGUUUAAAAGAAUAAUCAAGAGGAAGGACGACGAGCUGUCAAAGCAGUCGGUUAGCCAAGUGCGCUAUACCCAACAAGAGAAGGUUAUUAGAGACAAGACCGAAGAAGUUAGGCGACUGACAGAGCGGAAUAGAGCAUUAGAUCAGAGCAUAAAUCAGAUUACUGUGGAACACAAUAAGCUUGAGAGAAAAGUAGCAGACUUUCAGCAUUUGAAAGAUGAGCUGGAGAGUCAGAAAAAAGAGCUAGCACUCGCGAGAACUAAGCUAAAAGAAGCAGAAGAGCUAUCUGCGAGGUUUCAAAGUCAAAUUAUAGAAAACACGACCAAGAACUCCGAAAAAACAUCUCAGCGGGUAAAGGAGAAAGAAUUGGAGAUUAAUAACCUGAAGGAUCAACUGCGGAGGCUCCGACAAUCUCAGGAGACGCUUCUGCAAAAGGCGAAAGCUGAUGAUAAUUAUGAAAUAGAGAAGAUGGAAAGGGAAAUUUUAUUGCUGAAAGAGGAGUUGAAAGUUAUCGAGGAAUCUCAUCAGAGAGAGCUAGAAACCUGGAAGUCUAAAUGUGACUCCCUUAAUAGGGAAAAUGAAAGGAUAGUUCAUCAGGAAGUUGGUUCUAUCGGUGCGAUGAAAAAAAAUCUGGACGAAAAGCUGUCAGAGAUUGAGCGGUUAAAUAAGUUCUUGGAACAAUUAAGAUUUGAGAAGUCAGACUUGGCAGAAAAAGCUGUUCAGCUGCAAACUUCAAAGGACCGCUAUAAAGAAGAGCUCAAAAAAAUUGUCUCCAAAUUCGAGCAUCUAUCGAAAGAGUAUAUUAAGCUCAGAGAAAAGAAUGAGACUGGCGGCGACGAUGAGCUCUCUAGGUCGUUUAGGGAAAAGUACAAUUCGAUGAAACAGCGGUUGUUAGACGAGCUGAAAGUUCUGCAACAGGAGAAUUUGGCCCUAGAAAGAAAACUUAUGGAAUCCAAAGGUAAGAGCGUUGAGAACGGUACGUCUGCACGCCGGUCAAACACAAUGUCGCAGGAUCGGAUAGACUACUACAAACUGAAAUAUCACACCGAAGUGAAGCAAAAUGAUGAUUUAAGGACAAUGAAUGAGUAUUUGAAUCGAGUUUUACGGGCCAUAUCACAGCACGUCAGACUCGAUCUAAUGAAGAUUCGGAACGAAGUCGAUCCCGAGCUUCCAGCCUAUCUGGCUCAGCGCAACCAAUACCCCUUUGCGCACAACUUGGCGCCGCUCCAGCGCCCCAAGUUUAAGACAAUCGCCCUAUUUGUCCAAGCCUGCGUACGGAUGAAGCAAGCCGCUUUGAGACACCGAUGGGAUCAGCAGCGGAUACGCUAUCUUCAGAGAAAGAUGGCUCUUGAAGAUGACCGUGUAACUUGGUGA